Messenger RNA from Pocillopora meandrina, 5213 nucleotides. NCBI's taxonomy places the organism in Eukaryota, Metazoa, Cnidaria, Anthozoa, Scleractinia, Pocilloporidae. The record is from the annotation of a GenBank genome assembly.
AUGUCUGCCGCUUCAGAUUAUCCGGAGAUCGUGCCGAAGAGUGCAUCUGAGGCUAAAGGAAUAGACUUUUGUGGUACUAAACACAGCUGCUAUAUUAUCCGAUCUGAUGUGGGUGUCUACAUGAGGUGCGAAGAUAUUCACGCUGGAAAAGAUAUCAAGAUUCACCGUCUAAGUGAGGCCUGUAGAUGGGGCGAUCACUACUUGGCCACUGACUCUUAUUUCUACAUCAUUAAAGGAGAUGAGUACCGCAGAGUUACCAACCUGAGUAAAGACGAUGACGCUGUGGUUUACUCUCUUCAUUGCAACUGUCGCGGAGGAAGCAGCUACUACUCUGCCUUUGGUUAUUGGUACAUCGUGUUUGCCAACAGAGGCACCUACAGACGAGUGAGUAACAUGAACAAAGACGAAGACGCCGUUGAAUAUAAAAUCCAUCAAGCGUUCCAAGAUGGCAUCUAUUUCUGGGGUAACAAUAAUUACGUCUACUGUCUGAAGCAGGCUGGAGAAAGGGGUGUCACUUAUCACAGAAGCACCAAUAUGAACUUGAACAAAUAUUGCGGCGACUUCAGCGUUCACGAGUCAGUGCUCAAGUUUAUCCCUGGUGGUAUAGCGCACACCCAUGGAAAAGUGUUCGGGUAUUGGAAAGAUGUAAAAUGUCUUCAAAACGACUCCGACACUGCCAUUGAAUGGGGAAAACCCAUCAAGAAAACCGUUGGAUUUGACAGGAGCACAAUGUCCUCCAUAGAGUUCGAAUGGUCCAUCGAGAUGGGAAUAAGCGAAGAAGUAGGAAUCAAAGCCCAAGUUUCAGAAUUGAUUGAAGCUCUCUGUAAAGUUCAGUAUAGCCUCAAAGAGAGGUUUGGGGGAAAGUUGGUCAACACAGAGCAGUUCGAGUGGAGUGACACCACUAAAGAAGACGAAAACGUUAAGCUGAAAAUUCCACCGAACACCAAGCUGUACGUUUGGCAGUUUCAAAUGGGCUUUGGAAAGAAGGAGAACCUCUUCAGCUAUGACACUGCGAUCACAUACGGUAAAACACCAUCUGAGGAAACAUUAGAGUAUUUCAUGCAUUAAGCGUCAUCCUGAGUCGGGCUGAAUCGGCGCCUGUUUAAAAGUGUGACACAAACGAACCUUAGUAAGAACUGUGAGUGCUUAAGUUUUCUCUGAGUAGACAUAAGUGUGUUAUGAAAUUUCUUAUCUUUUUCAUUUAAUCGUUGAGCAGUAGACAAUAAGUUUUUUGGAGAAUCAAUUAAUAUACUGCAUUAAGUACAACAAAAGCAAACAUUUUUCUGUUCACUAAAGUCGAUCAAUUUUUUCGGUUUCUGAAUGUGUCAUUUACGCCUUAAUCAUUAUAUGCUGUGCUAGUUUGAGAAGCAACAAACCCCAUUUCAAGUAUGAGACAAGUCAAUUAUAGUCUGUUAACUAAUGUCGAUCAAUUUUCAGUAUAUUCUAGUGAACUAAUGAGAGGUAACCACGAAAUUAAACAGACAUGAGUGUGUUUUCCUAAGGGUGUCAUGUACUCCUAGAAUAAUAUAUGCCGCGCGUACAUGUUCAAAAGGUUACCAUUACUGCUGUGAAGCGUAAGACAAGUGAACUUUUGUUGAAACCCGAACAUAAGUUAAUGUGUUAUAUGUUAAAUUGAACAUAAGUGCAUACAUUUUUGAAUUUCUUGGUUACCCUCCAUUAGUCCACUAUAGUAUCCUACACCUGUUUAAAAAGAUAUUAAAGUGCAGUUAAGUGUGAGACAUGCAAUUGUUCCAAGGUCAGAAUUGUUACUAAUCGAUUUUACUUUGAGUGAAUAUGAGUGUGUUUUGAGUGGCACUAUGAUACUAUUAGGGAAAAAAUGUUGAACUGGCAGUAUAAAGAUGCUCUAACUAGGAAAAAAAUCACGCGGAUGUAUGCUUUCGUAACUCUAACUGAUUGUAACAAACCCUGAGGACUGAUUAAAACUGUAACACAAACUAAAAGUUUUGAUGACUGAAGUGUUUCUGAGCGAGAUUGAAAAUAUCCAGAGUGGAAAAAUGUGAGCGCAAAACCUCUGUUGUUCUCUACAAAGCGUUGGUUCGUGUUCGUGGAAUACUUCAAUUAUUUCCUUGUUGACAAUUAAAAGAAAAAUGUUUGAAAUUCCUUUGCAUAGUUGUUAUGUUAGAAUACUAUCUUGUCAAAGGGAACUUUAUGUGCCACUGCGAUGAAUAAUCAUCCCGUUUUUCUCAUGUAGCAUAUAUUAAAUUUUGUGGCGCUGCAAUCAUUAUUAAAACCUCAAAUACUUUCCUUUGGAUAUUUAGCUUCCUUUUCCUGUCCCCUUUUCAUGAAGGGAAAUGUUUACACGAGCUGUGAGGCUAUGAGAGCGGAAGAUUUAAGAGUUUGCUAUUUUCAUUUUGUCAUAAAGUUAUUGUACUUUAUGAGGUGACGAAAUUGGUUGGUGCGGACGAGUUAAUUUAUUAGGUCCGAUUUUGCAUGUAGUGUAGAAGGAAACAAGAAGCUUCAUGGAGCCUAAAUUCUGGCCGGUUUUGCGGUUCAGAGAGAAUGAACUGAAGGCCUUGCGGUUUUUAGCAAACUCGCUGUUAAGUGCUGUUCAUUGUUUACUUAACAUGGAGAGUUAUGGAGAUUACAACUUUUAACCAAGUUGAUGCCAUGACAAAUUGGAAAUACUAAAGUCGCUACAUAAAAUACGGGCACAACCGAAAGUACCGCGGCAAAGUCAACAGAAAAGGACUAAGUCACUUUGUGACUUAGCUUGAGUCACGGAGAAAUCCAGAAUUAUGGUAACCAUCCAACUCCGCAGAAUAAUAAACGCAUACCUCGGGCGUUCUACAAAACCAGUUUUAAAUAGAAUCCUGCGUUUAUCAAAUUUCCGGUUGCAAAAUUCAUCAAAUUUCAACGCUGCGAUUCAAAUCUUUCUCUGGUUGCACGAGCCAAAUUACCCUAUUUUCUAUUCCUAUGUCAAGUUUCGCCUCCUAGUCGCUCAAUUAAUAUUUGUACUUGAACGUGAUGAUCUUUAUUUACAAGGUUUUCUCCCGCCUAUAUCUGAUAACAAACCUCUGAAGUUUUCCGCCACGGAACGAUAUACCACAGAAGGCAUUAUAUGAAACGCAAGUUUCUCGACUGAUUGAAAUUAAAGAUAUGUGGUAGUGACUUGCAUAAGUUUUUUUUGUCAGAAAAACCUUUGUCUUGUGAACAAUGGAAACCCUUUCCUUCAAACAAUAGAUAAGAACAUAAAAUGAGCUGAAGCUUGACUUAUUGUCCAGCCAAAAUCCGAACCAAAGUUUGAUAUGCAUCAUUUUCUCUUUGACUAUUGAUACUGAGGAGUUAUCAAAUUGUAUCACAAACAAAUAGUUUUUCUACUAUAGUUAUUUUAAGCGAGAGUAAAACAUACAGACCAAUGCGGAAAAAUUCUAAAAGUCAAAACUCAGUCACUCCGCACUGUAUAUCUAUAAAUGUUUAUCGCUUUUGAUUACAGGAAAAAAAUUUAUUCGGAACUAGCUUUAAUUCACUGACUGUUUGAAUUGUUGCCAAGUUCUAGACAUCUGAUUAGUUUGAUUAACAUCCGUCAGUACAAACUUGCAACAAUUUUUCCUGGCUCUUGUAAAUCAUCUGGAAUCUGUUUUGAAGAAGCUGACAGCAAAAACGUUUUUAAGUGGAGUGUACUAGCCUCUUUCAAUUGACAAGAAUGAUUUCAUAGGCAGUUUUAGACGCCAAUAGACAGCUACAAUUUGAUAGAUGAGAUGGCAUCAUGAAAAAGGCGAUUGUAUCACGUUAGCGAUGUAUCAUGAAGUAGUCAUCUUUUUAACACGGCAAUUGAUGCAUGCUUUACGUCGAUGAAUCGUUGUAAAAGAUAUUGAGGAAUGAUUAAAGAGUAUCACAAACAAACCGGUGUUUGGAAUGUGGUGAUUCCGAGGGAGAGUAAAACUGCCCAGUGCGAAAAAUUAUCUUCCCAAAUGUUCCCAAAUGGCCCAUUCGACGUGAUGGUAAAUGUAUACUUAACACCGCUCACGCAAAUAUUGCCCUAUUCUAUUUCCCCUCCCUCCAUUAACGAUCAAGCGAGAAUCGAAGUCAACGUCUAUUAAAGCUCGGUCUUUUUGCUUUAUUUUUCUUCUUUGCAGAUACUCAAGAAGAAACGUUAUUUCAGCUGCAACUACUGAGUGAAAAAUAUGUCCGCCGCUUCAGAUUAUCCGGAGAUCGUGCCAAAGAGUGCACCUGAGGCCAGAGGAAUAGACUUUUGUGGUACUAAAAAAACCUUCUACAUCAUCCGUUCCGAUGUGGGUGUCUACAUGAGUUGCGAAGAUAUUCACACUGGAAAACGUAUCAAGAUUCACCGUUUAAGUGAGGCCUGUAGAUGGGGCGAUCAUUACUUGGCCACUAACUCUUAUUUCUACAUCAUUAAAGGAGAUGAGUAUCGCAGAGUUACCGACCUGAGUAAAGACGAUGACGCUGUGGUUUACUCUCUUCAUUGCAACUGUCGCGGAGGAAGCGGCUACUACUCUGCCUUUGGUAAUUGGUACAUCGUGUUUGCCAAGAGAGGCACCUACAGACGAGUGAGUAACAUGAACAAAGAUGAAGACGCCGUUGAAUAUAAAAUCCACCAAGCGUUCCAAGAUGGCAUCUAUUUCUGGGGUACCAAGAAUUACGUCUACUGUCUGGAGCAGGCUGGAAAAUGGGGUGUCACCUAUCACAGAAGCACCAACAUGAACUUGAACAAAGAUUGCAAAGACUUCAGCGUUCACGAGUCAGUGCUCAAGUUCCUCCCUGGUGGUAUGGCGCAAACCUAUGGAAAAGUGUUCGGGUAUUGGAAAGAAGUAAAAUGUCUUCAAAACGACUCCAACACUGCCAUUGAAUGGGAAAAAAACAUCAAGAAAACCGUUGGAUUUGACAGGAGCACAAUGUCCUCCAUAGAGUCUGAAUGGUCCAUCGAGACGACAAGAAGCGAAGAAAAGGAGAUUACAGCCCAAGUUUCAGAUUUGAUUAAGGGUCUCUGUAAAGUUCAGUAUGGCCUCAGGGAGACGUUUGGUGGAAAGAUGGUCAACACAGAGCAGUUCAAGUGGAGUGACACCACUGAAAUAGAAGAAACCCUUAAGGUGAAAAUCCCACCGAAUACCAAGCUGUACGUUUGGCAGUUUCAAAUGGGCUUUGGAGAGAAGAAUAACCUCUUCAGUCUUGACACUGCGAUCACAUACGAUGAAACACCACCUGAGAAACGAUUAGAGUACUUUAAGCAUUAG